Messenger RNA from Uranotaenia lowii, 3858 nucleotides. It is a transcript of the gene Cyp18a1, whose product is annotated as cytochrome P450 18a1. The record is from RefSeq and is a predicted model, not a curated record. Bases 458 to 2065 code for a protein of 535 amino acids. Gene Ontology annotation, molecular function: oxidoreductase activity, acting on paired donors, with incorporation or reduction of molecular oxygen, reduced flavin or flavoprotein as one donor, and incorporation of one atom of oxygen; heme binding; iron ion binding. The transcript has 5 exons. Lineage: Eukaryota; Metazoa; Arthropoda; Insecta; Diptera; Culicidae. Gene Ontology annotation, biological process: xenobiotic metabolic process. Gene Ontology annotation, cellular component: intracellular membrane-bounded organelle; cytoplasm.
AUAGUUUAGUGCUUUUUAUCGCCACUGCCGCGUGUGCCGCUGUUCAAUUGUUUCGCACCGUUCGGGCGAGGUGGUCGUGCUUUUUCGUUCCUCCCGAACAACUUAUACAAACUGCUGCUAUCUGUUGAACAUUGCCAUUUCUUUAACUCCAAAUUUCUCGGAGGGCACUGUGCGUGGUACAAAAAUCCAACGAACUGACACUGGUUUUAUCUUUGGUUUUUCCAGUCCAAGUCGGAACGAUCGAUCCCAUGGAUAUGAUUCAAAAGUGAUAUUUAGCUGUUGAAGUUAUUUGUUCUAAGUGUGUUGUGUUCAUCAGGUUGCUGACUCGAGUGAUUUCGGAGGUUUUUGCCAAGCAAGCCCAAAAUCAAUGGACCAAGUUCUGUGCUAGUUUGAUUGUUUUUUUUUCGGAAGUAAAAAUAGUUGGUGAAAAUAAAGCCCAGAAGGGUAGUUGAAAGUCAUGUUUCUUGACACGUAUCUAUUGAGUGUGGUGCGGCAGGAGAUUCUGGAUGUGUCCAAUGUGCGCAGUACGCUGCUGGUGUUCUGUUGCACCCUGACAAGCGUGAUCUUUCUGCAGUGGUUGGUGCGAAUGGUGUGGCAGUUCCGGAGUCUGCCACCGGGACCCUGGGGUGUCCCGAUCUUUGGCUAUCUGACUUUCAUUGGGCAUGAGAAACAUACCCAGUACAUGAAGCUGGCCCGCAAGUACGGGUCGCUGUUCUGUGCCAAGCUCGGCGCUCAGCUAACGGUCGUUAUCAGUGAUUACAAGAUCAUCCGGGAAGCCUUCAAGACGGAGGAUUUCACCGGACGGCCGGUUUCGCCGUUGCUCAAAACUCUCGGUGGAUAUGGUAUAAUCAACAGUGAAGGUCAACUGUGGAAGGAUCAACGACGAUUUUUGCACGAGAAGCUGCGCCACUUCGGGAUGACAGUGCUCGGCAAUCGACAAAAGCUCAUGGAAAACCGUAUCAUGACCGAAGUUGGGGAGCUGCUUACUGCGUUAAAUGAAGUGAGCCAUCAAUCGACGGACUUGAGCAAAUAUCUGUCCGUAUCUGUGAGCAACGUGAUAUGCAACAUCAUCAUGUCGGUUCGGUUUUCGCUGGACGAUGCCAAGUUCAAACGGUUCAACUGGCUCAUCGAGGAAGGUAUGCGGCUGUUCGGCGAAAUACACACCAUUGAUUACAUCCCGCAAAUCCAGUAUCUGCCCGGAAACAUCAACGCCAAAAACAAGAUCGCCAAAAAUCGUCAGGAAAUGUUCGACUUUUACCGUGAGGUAAUCGACGAGCAUAAGAAGACUUUCGACUCCAGCAAUAUCCGAGACAUCGUAGACGCGUACCUGGACGAAAUCCAGAAGGCCCAGGCUGAAGGCCGCGAUGCUGAACUCUUCGAGGGAAAAGAUCACGAAAUUCAAAUGAUGCAGGUAAUCUCCGAUCUGUUCUCGGCCGGUAUGGAGACCAUCAAGACUACUCUGCUCUGGUUGAACGUGUUCAUGUUGCGCCACCCGGAUGCCAUGAAGCGAGUCCAGGACGAGCUCGAUCAGGUCGUCGGCCGCAACCGUUUGCCGAAAAUCGAGGAUGUGCCGUAUCUGCCGAUCACCGAAACCACCAUCCUCGAGGUGAUGCGUAUCUCCAGCAUCGUGCCCCUCGCAACCACUCAUUCUCCAAAAAGUGACGUUAUGAUCAAUGGUUAUACAAUCCCGGCCGGUUCCUACGUGGUGCCGCUGAUUAACAGCGUUCACAUGGACCCCACCCUAUGGGACAGCCCUGAAGAGUUCAACCCAAGCCGAUUCCUGAAUGCCGAAGGUAAAGUACAGAAACCCGAAUACUUCAUUCCGUUUGGUGUGGGACGCCGACGCUGUCUGGGCGAUGUACUGGCCCGCAUGGAACUGUUCCUCUUCUUUUCUUCGAUCAUGCACACCUUCACAAUCGAACUUCCGGAAGACGAGCCAAUGCCCGGCCUAAAAGGUAUCAUCGGGGUCACAAUCAGCCCCCAGGCCUUCCGGGUAAAGCUUGUUCCGAGGCCAUUGAACACAUCGGCCGAACAAGACAGGACGCGGAACGUUGGCUGCUACUGAAGACGGACCUGACUUAUCACAUACGCACAGAGCACGGUAUGUUCCUAUGCUGAAACAACAGCGACAGUAUGAGACAAAUUGUUGGAAAUAACGAGCUUCCCACUCCGUUCGAUUCUCGGACUGAUGGAAGAUGAUACUUUUAUCGCGUGCCUGCAUCCAAUUCGAUAGUACACUAGCUAGUCACCACACCGUUUCAAUUAAUUUUCGGAACAUAAUAACGGAUCAAUCAAUCAUUGUUCUGAAACUAUUGAAAGUUGAUUUUAGACCCAAGCAAACGUUGUUUAGAACAAGAUUUAAAAAACAAAACAAAAAACGAAGAAUCAGAAUUAACGCAUUUUUAACGCAUUUUAAUACGACCGUAAGUGUUGUAUUAAGUAAACAAAUUAUCAGUUCUAAUGGAACAAAUGGAAAUAGCAUUGCGUACUUUUUUGUAUGGGCGAAUUUUCUCAAAUGUACAAAUCGGCUUUGAAGCCGACGGCGCGAGAAGACGAAGGAGUUCCAUCACAGCAGAACUUCGCUGAGAUCUGCACAGUAGUUUAGCAGGAACGUUGAAGCGAAAGAGGAGACACGUCAAAGUGAAUGAUAAACAAAGAAAGAAAAAAACAAAACACUAGCAUUACACAACCAUAUUGCUGUCCCGGAUCGGCAGCAGUGAUACAAGUUGUUGUUUGUUAACUAGCAAUUAAGUUCAACACGAUCGAUGCCUCCCCAAAUAUUAUGUGUUCAGCUAAUUAUAGAAAAAAAAAAACUAAAAGUAAAGCAAAACACUACAGAUACACGAAGAAGCCACAAAACAAAACAUGGAAUUGCAUAUUUAUUACUUUUUUUUAAUCUGUACAUCGCAACUAUCUAUUGUACAUUUAGGAAUUCCUUAGACACACUAGGCGUGACAAAACAAAGUAUUUUAAUUAGUAACCGAUAAACAACCGUAAAUGUGACAACAAACAGGGUGGAACGUAGGAGUACGUAGAACCGAUGCGAGGGAACCCAAUCGAGGGAUCUCUCUCUCAUCGUUUGUUUUGAAUGAAUUUUAUAAAUUUUUUAAACAUUAUCAAACAAAUGGUUUUAGCUGAUCAAUCAAUCAAACACGCAAACAAAGUGUUGUUGGUUGCAUUCCACGUAACAAUUGUAGUAAGAUCGCAGUAGGCAUUAGCACAAAGCAAACAAAUUUUGUUAUUUUAAAACUUAAUAAAUUGAAUUAGUCAUAGGUAGGUAGAAGUGUGAUCGGUUAAGCGUUAUCACAAAAUGCGGAAAAAGAAAGCGUUGCGUUCGAUUUUUAAAUAUUUUCUUUUUUUUCUUCUGCUGUUGUUGAUCGAACAAAUAGUGAUUGUAAAAGUGCCAAUUUCGAUAUUUCGUUGUGCAAACACAAUGCAACGAAACGAAACCGGUCGAACGCAGCCGGUGGAAAAUGGAGUGAAAGAGAGCAGUUGAAAACAGAAAGACAGAAACGGACACACGUUCGUCUUUUCUCGUCUUGUCCCGUCUGUUGUGUGCGAAUUUCCAAGUUACGACGAAUGUUAAUUGCUAAUUGAAAUAGCACCUCCUUCCCGAGAUAGGUGGAUGAAUCGAGUAAAAGUGUUAGUAUUAGCAAUAGAAGUAGCAGUAGCAAUAAAACAUGUAGCACAAAAUGUGUGUUACGUGACUAUUUAUACUUUACAACUGUUUUAUUAAAAGUGUUAGCUUUCCUCUUAGCGGUUGACAGCGAGUUGAGAUUGAGUCAAUAUUUGAGUAUUGGUUUUACACACGUCUGAUUGUUCGUUUCGAAGCAGAAAUAAACUAUUUUAUUUACGUAA